Messenger RNA from Parascedosporium putredinis, 1209 nucleotides. Lineage: Eukaryota; Fungi; Ascomycota; Sordariomycetes; Microascales; Microascaceae. The record is from the annotation of a GenBank genome assembly.
AUGGCCUCUCAACCUUCGAAACCCAGGAGACCUAUUCUCCAGAUCAACACGACCCAGGUUCCCCCUUCCAGGAUAUCCUCCUCGCGGAAAAUCGUCGUGGUCGACCCCAAAGACCCCACCGCCUUCAACACCCUCUCCAACGUCUACGCCACCGUGAUAGACCGGAGCACCCCCGUACAGGCCGAACCUCUUACCGCCAUCAAGACGCGCCAACCCCUUCAAAUCCAGACCACGGGGCUCAAGGGCGCCGAAGAUGCAAAGAGGACCGUGACGCCCUUCAUCCCCUAUGGACCCUCCUACCCGGAGACGCCCCUCACGGCGCACCCCAAAUCACCCAUGAACAACCCCGAGUUCAUCCUCCCCUCCACCAUGACCAACACGCCACCCUUAUCCGCCGGCCCGGUGGAGUCCACCACCCCCAGCUUCUCCUUUGCGCCGUCCGACAUGGUCCGGCGACUCGGCGCCAGCACCGAAGCCACCACCCCCAUCGCCGUCGCCGUCCCCACCACCCCGCGCCAAACCCGGUCCGGCCCUUUUUCAAAACCACCCCGCCCUACAUCCACCCGCGCGGCAUCCACAGCAUCCUGCGAAACUCCCCUUACCCCCUUCCAGCGCCCGUAUCCCGCCUUCGCCGCGGAGGCAAUCCCUGCGCCUGCAAGAAAAGCCGCCAAGCGCGUGGGCUACAACAGCCCCAUCGAGCAGACCAUCGUCAACAGCAAGUACGUGUUUUCCCACGUCGACCUCUUGGCCGAGGACGCUUCGCCCUCCCCCAUGUCGCCUGCCCUGCCCCAGGUCCUGCCCACCGUGGAGACCGUGGCGUGCUACAGCGGCGAGGAGAGGACGCCCGGUGACAUCACGCCGGGGCCCCUGGAGGACAUGCGGCGGAAGAUGGCCAACCUCGAGGACGACCCCGACGAGGAGGUGGGCGGCGCCAUCGCGGCGCUUCGUGCGGCGGAAGCCGCGGCCAAGGCCAAGGAUGACGUCGACAUCACCGCGCCCGCCAUGGCCCCGGGCGCGCUCGUCGCGGAGGAAGCCCCGCUCCAGCUGCAGCUGCAGCAGCUCCUACCCACCAUUUACGUCCCGUCCUCCGCGGGAUACGCGCCCGACGCGACGCCGAGCCUGUGCAGCCAGGACUCGAGCGCCGAGUCGCACGACGUCGACAUGUCGGACUCGAGCAGCUUUUGUCGCCGGGCAGCAGCCGCGCCGUGA